AUGUGCAUUGCGUUUAUCAAGGUAGCCAAAAGUCUAGAUGAGAGGUACAAGUUGAUUGUUUUGAAUAAUCGCGAUGAAUCGUUGGAUCGACCAACCGCGAAAAUGCAGUGGAACGAUAACAUUCUUUGCGGAACAGAUGAGCAGGAUCCAGCACGAGGAACAUGGUUAGGAAUUGAUAAGUAUGGAACUGUAGGAAUUCUUCUAUCAGUAACUCAACCUGCUCACACAAAACAUUUGAAAGCUCCAAGUCGAGGUUCAAUAAUAAAAGAGUUUUUACAAAGCAAAGAUAGAGAUCAGUUUUUUGUGAAUCUUCAGAAUCGAGCGCAUCAAUUCAAUGGAUUCCAGUUUGUUUCAGUUCAAAAAUCUCAAGAUGGUCUAUAUCAAGUCGAAAGUUUAACAAACCAUUUAGUUGAGAAGGUGGAACCCAUUCAAUGGAGUUCCGAAUCCGCAACUCGUGUGUUCUCAAACAGCCCCCCAGAUAUACCUCUUCUAAAAACCAUAUAUGGACAGAAAAUAUUUGAUCACGCAAUGCAGAAUUCGGAUAAUAUGACAAAUGAAGAAAUCUUUAGUUCCCUCAUUAAAAUAGCAACAGAUCGAGAAAGCACAUUUCCUGAUAGGCAACUUGAAAAACAAACGGGAUUUGGAGAUGAUUAUAAUAAACCACUUUGCUCUAUCUUUGUUAGAUUUCCAAACGGAUUCAGAUACGGCACAAGAUCUCAUACAAUAAUCACCGUCGAUCAGAAUGACAACGUGACGGUCCUCGAGAGACGUCUGAUUCCUUCUGAUAACAUUGAAGAAUCUACUUGGGAAGAUGAGAAUUUUUCUUUUAAGUUAGAAGCGUAA
Molecule: messenger RNA, 843 nt
Organism: Caenorhabditis bovis
Lineage: Eukaryota; Metazoa; Nematoda; Chromadorea; Rhabditida; Rhabditidae
Source: the annotation of a GenBank genome assembly